This is a messenger RNA of Hibiscus syriacus, 641 nucleotides long. RefSeq lists its product as uncharacterized. The coding region runs from base 23 to 604 and encodes 193 amino acids. The transcript has a single exon. The record is from RefSeq and is a predicted model, not a curated record. Lineage: Eukaryota; Viridiplantae; Streptophyta; Magnoliopsida; Malvales; Malvaceae.
UAGCAAAGAAGCCCUUGGAACCAUGAGUGAGAUCCUAUCUGGUUCUUCCUCUGAAUGGAUGCAACUGAAUCAACAAACGUUCGAUACGUCGUUCGGAUUCUCCGAUGCUGCUGCGGUCACUCUCACCGCAAACCAGUUAACCCCUGUAGUCGCCGGUGACGAGCACUUGGCCCCCAAGGGCUUAAUAUCGAAGCCUAUUCGGAGACGGUCCAGAGCUUCUAAAUCAACGCCCAUCACGCUCCUCAAUGCCGAUGCCAAAAACUUUCGAUCGUUGGUGCAACAAUUCACCGGUUGCCACCGUCGUGGCACCUCCAUUUCGUUCGCCGAUACCACGAGAGGCCCUGUCAAUAUAAAUUUCGCACAUGCGAAGGCUAAGAACGACCGCCACUGUAAUUACAGGACUACUUGGGAUCAUGGUCCGAUACUAUCGCAGCCGUUUGUUGACACCAAGCAUGAACAACAACAAUACGAGUGCCAUUACCAGUACCAGCGGCAACUGUCAAAUGAAGAACAAGAAGGCGAAGUUUCUUUUGACAGAAUUAGUUUGGAUGAUGAUUUGUUCGCACAAGGGUUUGUCAUGGAUGAUGUGCUUUUCCUUGCAUGAAGUCCGAGCUUUAGCUUUACUAUCAAUUCCUUUAUCA